Messenger RNA from Priceomyces carsonii, 186 nucleotides. It is a transcript of the gene COX9, whose product is annotated as cytochrome c oxidase subunit VIIa. Gene Ontology annotation, biological process: mitochondrial electron transport, cytochrome c to oxygen. Bases 1 to 186 code for a protein of 61 amino acids. Gene Ontology annotation, molecular function: cytochrome-c oxidase activity. The transcript has a single exon. The record is from RefSeq and is a predicted model, not a curated record. NCBI's taxonomy places the organism in Eukaryota, Fungi, Ascomycota, Pichiomycetes, Serinales, Debaryomycetaceae.
AUGGCUAUCGCACCUAUUGUUGGAGGAUUUCAGAGAAGAAUUGUAACCGAUAUUACCCUUGGAUUUGUAUGUGGGUUUACUUUAGCUUCAGCAUACUGGUACUUAGAACAUAAGCCUUUAGUUGCUAGAAGAGAAGCAUACUACAAGCAAUUACUGGCCCAGAAGGUAGCUGAAGAGUCGGCAUAA